CUUAGUCCACUCACCUAAUUUCAAUCCUGUACGUAUCACAUAUAAGUAAAGGACAUCCUGUCCCUCUUAUUAAUUUAUCUCUUAUCAAUAGCAAGAAAGUUUGAAAAAGUAUUUAAAUGAGAAUUAAAUUCCUUUCGAAUCGUCGUCUUAUAAUGGGAGAGAGAGAGAGAGAGAAAUUUCUCAUUAAACGUAUACUAGAAAAGCAAAAGCAAAAUGCGGUUGCCUUGUUGUCUCCCCAUACUUUCAAUUAAAAAUAUGGAAAAAUUGUACAUUUUAGAUGCCGAGAUACAAGAGUGGUAUAAAGGAUUUUUGAAAGACUGUCCAAGUGGGCAUUUAUCAGUGGAGGAAUUUAAAAAAAUUUAUGGAAAUUUCUUUCCAUACGGGGAUGCAAGUAAGUUUGCUGAACACGUUUUUCGUACAUUUGACGCAAAUGGCGAUGGGACCAUUGAUUUCAGAGAAUUUCUCUGUGCUCUCAGUGUUACAUCGAGAGGAAAAUUAGAACAAAAAUUGAAAUGGGCCUUUUCAAUGUAUGAUUUAGAUGGAAACGGAUACAUUUCGCGCCAAGAAAUGCUCGAAAUAGUAACGAGCAGAAAUGGACGAACCGAAACUACCAAUUCUGCAAAUCCUCUAUCAACUAUCUCUUAUUCUUUAGACAUGAAGGGAUCAAUAUUAAAUCGAUAGUCGGUCUAACAUAGAAAGAGCUGCGUUUAAAACAGGUCCAUUGUCCAUUUUUCCGCUCCUGGAAUGUCCAGAAGUGAAAAAAGUUACAAUUCGUUACAAUUUAGCUAAAAAAUAGAAGAAUUUGACUUGAUUUAAAAAAAAAAAUUGAUAAUUUACUUGAGUAAAAAUUAAUGUUCGGCGCAUAUAUGUUCAAUUCGAUUACAAAGCCGAAGUUUUGUGCCGGUAAUGGCAGUAAUUCACCUGAUUAUUUACGUCUAGUUCAUGCUACUACUCUUUGCAACAUAUCAUCCUGUUCUGGUUAUCAUUAGCCUAUGGUUGAAUAGAUAACCAACACUCUUCCGCAAUGUCUCCAAGACCUUAUGAACAGAGAGUAUAGGUUAUGAUCUUCAUACUUUUGGUAAACACUUGCCGUCUUUUCAAAUUCGGAAUGGCUUUCUAUCUUAUACCCGAAUUCAUUUAACACAAUCGAAAUUCUGCUUUAUAUUUUCUAUAGUUUCCAUUGUGCCAAGUUAUCAUCCAUUCGACUCGCACUGAUAAUCUUCCCUAUACUAGAUUUUAGACCGAGGUGUAAUAAUCAGUGCAUGAACCAUUGUAAUAAUGCUGUUUGUUAGCAAUGUUGUGACCCCACAAUGUUGGUGUUUAAUUUUGGGGCUGCUUGACACUUUAUGAGGAUAGGAGGCUGACAAGAUCCAUGUAAGCACUUUUGCUAAGCUAGCUAGCUUAUGAGAAGACAUUUACACCUAAGAAAAUAGCAUGUACUUACCCUUCAACGAACACGUGGACGGAGCAAACCUAACCUACCGAACGAGUAUACUCUCCCUCGGACUUUCAUUAUCCGCUCUACCUAAUGGUCUCUUUCGGCCAAUAAUUUCUAUGGAAGACCCCGAAAUAUUUUUCAUCUUACCGUUUCACGUUUCACAAUUAAAACGUCCCGCCAUUCCUCCAUCCCUCGAUCGGGAAAACCCAGAUCAACCAAAAACUUGGAAAAAUGGCGUCAAAACGUCUUCUGCCGUUAAACUCUUUCUCCUGCGAGAACUUAACAAUCCUCUCAAUACAUGGUUGCAUUCUUUUUAAAAAAAAAAAAAAAAAAAAGAAACCUCCUAUUACACCAUCUUCGUUUUCUUGCAGCCUUGAGAGCAACAUCGAGCCAAAUAUGCUACAUGGCUUGGAUUACUGUCAGUAAGCUAUAUUGAUAAUAAUCUCUUAAAAACCAAUCUUUAUUUUAGAGGAUGCAUAAGUUAUCUUAACGUGCUAUUUAAACGCACUCUGCGUAUUUGGACCGUAUACGUUCAACCUUUUAACUUGGUCGAAGCGAGGCAAGGACAAAAACAUCAACGACGAACUGGUAAAGUGUUCAAUAAUUUCGAGGACGAUGAUAGCAAAAUCUACUAUGUUUCUAUCGCAUGAAGAGUGUAGAUUAAUUGUCUUCUGUAAAGCGCUUUGCGAUUCUUGUUUAUUCAGUGCAUUAAUCCAUCCAUUAAUUUUCAGUCCCACUAUCACUGCUGUGUAUGGAUCACAAAUACUAACAACUUACUACAAGCUCGGAUUUCUGAUAUUGUGCUGAGGGAUAUAUUUCGCAGACGUUUAAAUUGUUAACUGGCUUCACAAACAUUGUCCCUAUGGUGACCGUAUUUGUAGAGUGUUCUUUACUUUAUUCUUACUCAAAUAUUUACUUUGAUUAACUUCUGAAAGUUUUUGCUUGUGCGUCCUCUUAGUUGGGUCUAACUUUUGCAAUUAUCCGAAAGAAUGCUAUGAUAUCGACUCUUGAAAGUUGUUAUGAAAACCGGCGCUUUUUCUAAGUCAUGUAUUAUUUUUUACUAUAAUCUCAAAAAUUUGAAUUUAAUGAAAGUUAAAAAAAUUAAGACGUAAGUUUUCUUUCAUUUCUCUGUCUCUAUGAGUCAUUUUUCGUAAGAACUUCUUCAUACGACACAUUGAUCCAGUAAAACUUCAAGUUUUUGAUUCUGAAAUAUAUGUUGUUUACAAUUUCUUAUUAGCCAUAACGACGAUCAACUCUCCUAUUUCAUCUUUCCCUUUGCCUUUAUUGAUUCCAAUAUUUUUGAAUGCAAUGUUAUCAAGCCCAAUGAACUUAUUUUGCUUCUUUUUUUAGUGCCUUCAUUAUAUUGAGAGCACGAUGUCGAGAGAAAGAAUUCUUAUUUAGUUUCCUUGGCUUCAAUUCACUUUUGAGCUGCUCGACUUGCGAUUCCCUAAAUUGUACUUUUGAACUCAGGUAUAGGUCGAGACAAAUUGUAAUUAGAAAAAUCAAGAAUCAAUAUCUGAUGAACAAAUCACGGAAUAGUGCAUCCGAAUUUAAUACUACUCAUUUUCCUUGGUCAAUGGAUGCAAUACGUGGUCGAGCGUUUUCAUGUUAAGAAAUCAUUUUAUCACGUUUUCCAGGGUGUCCUGUCGCUGGGAAUCACCAAUGGUUUCGCAUCGGCUAUAAAAACCUGAAUUCUGGGAACGAACAAGUUUUAGAUAUACUUUAUCAUACGUGUGACCCAUGGCAAGUCAAUUGACUGAAUUAAUUUCUUAAAAGUACAGCGUAUGAAGCCGAUGCAUUGCAACGAGUGUUAUCAAUAUUGGAU
Molecule: messenger RNA, 3263 nt
Organism: Glossina fuscipes
Lineage: Eukaryota; Metazoa; Arthropoda; Insecta; Diptera; Glossinidae
Product: neurocalcin homolog
Exons: 3
Coding region: 214-681 (155 amino acids)
Molecular function (GO): calcium ion binding
Source: RefSeq, a predicted model, not a curated record